Molecule: messenger RNA, 2119 nt
Organism: Stegostoma tigrinum
Lineage: Eukaryota; Metazoa; Chordata; Chondrichthyes; Orectolobiformes; Stegostomatidae
Product: gastrula zinc finger protein XlCGF8.2DB-like
Exons: 1
Coding region: 1173-1685 (170 amino acids)
Source: RefSeq, a predicted model, not a curated record
GUGGUGCCAAGUUGGAGGAGGGGACUCAAUUUGAGAAGCUCUCCAGGCUCAAGCAACAAAAUCCCUGUCCUGCUCUCGAGGCAGGAGUUUGUGAGACGGGGUAGGAAUGGAAACCGUGGGAGGUGAUGGCCUGGGCAGUUUAUACUCUCGUAGGGGAGGCCUGGGGCCCCCAUGUAUCAGGCCAAGGAUUACUAACCGCCACCUUGGUUAGGUCGGGGACGGGAAUUCUCCCCAGAUACUUGGCCGCCAUUUUCGGAAAGGGAAGCCGUGUCUCACUUGGGCAGAAAUCGAUGAGGCUGAAACUAAGAAGGAAAUCCUAGAGGUGUAUGGGGAGGAUUCACCAAACAGCCACUGGAGACUCAAACCCCGAAUCAGACUCACUGAUUUGAUUUUCAGUCAGCCGACUGGAGUUGGGAACUUGAUCCAGAGAGAAGAGGACGGAGAAAGGGAGAAAACUGGAAGAGGAGGACAGAGAUAGGGGGAUAGUUCUGGAUUUCAGUCGAAAGAGGAAGGAGGGUAGAGCCAGGAGUUUACAGAAUUGAGAAAUAAGAGAGAAGAAUAAUGUUCCUUAGGAUCUGGACAUGUCUGUUCUGAAUUUUUUCCUGCAAUGACAGUAAAUGACUUUUGUAAACUCCUUUUGCAGGAUAUUAGAAGAGAAGUAUUUGCAGAUAUUAAACACAAAUCAAAUUUCCUGCUGUGAAUGGUUGACUCAUGCAAUUUAUGAGGAGCUGAGUCCCUUCAGCCUCUGAAUGUGGAAGGAGAAAUGUUUGACCUGUAUGUAGGUGAUACACACAAUAUUCAGCUGACAAUAUUGCAGUGAGGAGACUGCAUAAAAGAUUUACCCUGUUACACAUCCAAUGUGGGAGCAUUCCAGCAUAUUUCUUGUGGAGAGAAAUUGAACCAAUCAAUCAAGAAGGUUGGGAAAACAUUUACACCAUUCACAGUGGGGAGAUACUCUGCUCGAGCAAUGUGCUGUCAAGGCUUCAGUUGAUCAACCAUUCUGAAGUGAUACAAAGGUGACAGUACUGUGCAGAAACCAUGGAAAUGUGAGAACUAUAGUAAAAAGAUUCAAUUACCCAUCCCAGCUGGAAAUCCAUCAAUGAAUUCACAUCAGGAAGAAGCCACUUACCUGUUCUGUGUGUGGGAAGGAAUUUAAUCAAACAACCAAACUCAUGUCACAUCAGAGAAUUCACACUGGGGAGAGACCGUUCACCUGUUCAGAGCGCGGGAAGAGAUUUACAGACAUCCUGGCUCAUGUGACAUCAGUGGAUUUGCACCGAGGAGGGGAGAAGCCAUUCAAUUGUUCGGUGCAUGGGAAGAGAUUCCCUCAUUCAUCCAGCCUUCAAUCACACCAGCAAAUUCAUACUGAGCAGAAACUAUUUGGCUGCACCUCCUAUGGAAUGAAGUUCAGACACGCAUCUGCCCUCAUUGGACACCAGCGAGUUCACGCCAAGGGGGGGGGGAGAAAACCAUUCGCCUGCUCUGUAUGUGGGAAGGGCUGCAGUCAAUCAUCCAGUUUGCUGAGACACCAGCGAGUUUAUCCCAGAGAAAAGCUGUUCAGCUGCACUUCCUGUGGGAGUAGUUUCAGGUGUUCAUCUUCGCUCUGCUCAUCAGCAAGUUCACACGAGAGAAGGCCAUUCAUCUGCUCCAUUUGUGGGAAGCGAUUCACUCAGUCCUUCAACUAGAGAUAAAUAAGUGAACCUGAAUACGUUUAUACUGCAGUAGUUCAAGGAGGAAACUCACCAGCAUCUUCUCCAGGGUGACUAAUGAUGGCCCAGCAAGAGAUUUCCGUAUUUUAAGAAAGAAUUGAAUUCUGCUACCAAAAUUAAGUCUGACAAUAUUAGAUCUGUUUCAACUGAUGUAAACACAACUAUAAUUGGCUGCAGUUUGGUAAUCUGGAUAUAUUGCUGAUGGUUUGGACAAGUGUCCCUUUUUAAAAGCACCAACGGUCAUUCUGAAUUCAAGAUUUGUGUUUGGAGAAAGAAGCAGAUGCCUUGUGAAAGGGAAAACAUGAAAAUCAAUUUAUAGAAAGAAAGCUGACAAAGGAGAUGACCAAACAAGUUUUGUUCAUCAAUGCUUGCAGGGCCAACUGCUCCUUUCACUGCCCUGUAUUGUACAG